Trichogramma pretiosum is the source of this 2122-nucleotide messenger RNA. Its product is annotated as aquaporin AQPAe.a-like. NCBI's taxonomy places the organism in Eukaryota, Metazoa, Arthropoda, Insecta, Hymenoptera, Trichogrammatidae. The transcript has 6 exons. Gene Ontology annotation, cellular component: plasma membrane. The record is from RefSeq and is a predicted model, not a curated record. Gene Ontology annotation, biological process: transmembrane transport. Gene Ontology annotation, molecular function: water channel activity. Bases 174 to 983 code for a protein of 269 amino acids.
UUGUCUUUGAUUCAUUCUUAGUUCGUACGCUAGCUUAGUUUGUAAGCCAUUGUAAAAUAAUAAUGUGAAUCUUGUGUCUCUCCCUCGUCAGUGUUGUUGUGCAUCGUUGUGUAAAGUUCAAAAUCUUUUAGUAUAUACAUUUACCUGCCCUCCGAAAAAGCAGUUCGUUAAAAAUGUCAGCCAUUCAAAAAGUCGAUCCAUGGAAGAUGCAGGAGGGAACGUUCACGAUGUUCGUGGCCGAGAUCAUCGCCACGGCGAGUCUAUUAUUUUUGGGCUGCAUGGGUGGCAUAGGCAUAUGGGGCUCCUCGCCACCGCCGCCGCUCCAGACCGCCAUGACGUUCGGCAUGGCGGUGAAUCUGCUCAUUAUGACGUACGGGCACUUGAGCGGGGCCCACAUGAAUCCGGCGGUGACGCUCGGGGCCGUCAUGAUCGGCCUGAAAUCGGCACCCACGGGACUGAUCUACGUCCUGGCGCAGUUCAUCGGCGCGACCAUAGGAUACGGCUUGAUUAAGAUAGUGACUCCGGUGCACUUGAUGAGCGACGGCAAUCCCGCCUCGACGGCCCCGCUCUGCGUCACGGUCAUUCAUCCGGAGAUUACGAUAGUCCAGGGCAUCUUGAUCGAGAUACUGUGCACGUCGCUGAUCCUGAUUGGCGCCUGCGCCACGUGGGAUCCGCGCUGCGCCCACACCACGGACUCCGUGGCAAUAAGGUUCGGCAUGGCCGUCGUCUCGAUUUCCCUUGCUGCGGCUCCUUAUACGGGCUGCAGCAUGAAUCCGGCGAGGACCUUCGCGCCGGCUUUGUGGAACGGAGCUUGGAAAGAUCAAUGGGUCUACUGGGUCGGUCCGAUGGCCGGGGGUGCCCUCGGCACGUCGGCUUAUCAGGUAUUGUUCGCCAUAAAGGAGGACGACGCCGACAAGACGCGAGACGAGGAUUACGAGUCGGUUAAGAUGUCCGAAAUCGCCACUAAUACUCCGGAUAUUUAAGCUUCGCGGCAUCGUUUCGAGUUUAUUGUACAUAUAUCGAUCGUUAAAAUAGUAUUGAAAUAAAAAUUUAUACAACAAUUUUUCUAUAACUUUUCUUUAUCGUAUACGCGAACGUUAAUGCACUUAAGAAUUAUAUUUUCCCCAUCGUAUCGAAGCAUUGACAUUGAAUUUUUCUCUCUCAAGUGUAGCGUGUGUAAUUACGAGUACUUACGAUUAUCGAGCGUAAAAAUUAGACGAUUUUAUUUACUCGUUACUCUUUUUUUCAUAAAAGUUGAGAGACAGUUAGGAACGAAGUGCAUAUACAAACGUUGUAAUAUGUCAGCGCGAUAUAAUUAAGCUCCGACACUUUCAUCGAUGUAUGCAACGACUAUACUCACUUUUUAUUUUUAAUCGGAUCGCGAUCGCGUUUCAUGUUACAUUAAUUUUUUUCUUCUCUAUCGUCUAUUAACGUCCGCACGAGCUUUCUGAUCUUCAGUCGCGCGCGUCUGGGUCAUUCGCCGCGCGCGUAUAAUAUACUUUCCCGGAUUUGAAUCUUAAGUUAUGCAUCGAGUUUUAAUUUCACUUAUUAAAUAUUAAAUAUAUGCGUCGUUUUGCGCCAAAGAAAAUCGAGCAACAAAAACAAACGCAAAACAUACAUGGUAAAAGACAAAAAGCUCCGAGUCGUAAGCAAGAUCGUGAAGUACACGGCUUGAUUUCGUAAUAACCCAAGAUAUAGAGAGGCGGCGGCGGCGGCAGCUAAGGUGCAUUAUGUCAGCGAGCGCGCAGACAGCUUAUCAGGCGUCGUUGCGUAUAAACGUAUGCAUAAAACAUGCACCACAGUAAGUACCGUGUGUGCAGCUGUGAGGUGACACAGGACUAGAUGUGUAUAAUCGCGGGAUAAGACAGCAGCCGGCAGAGAAAGCCGUGAGACUCGUUUCGGUUAAAGGACUCCUCUCUUAUAGCUGCACACUUCAUGCAACGCGACGACCCAAUUGUUCUUCUUCGUACUGCCUAUCUAUCGCGUGCACACGUGUUAAACGACGACGACGCGGAGGUGCAGCAGUUUGUAACAACAUCGUAUAAGAGCGAGAGCGAAUCUUUCACUCGAGCGCAGCUUAUACAAUGUGUGAGCAUUUCCGAGGCCGGUUUAUAUGUACGUG